GACUGACGUUUAGAAUCAGCUGUCAUGGUUGUUUAGUUUUGAGUUUUGUUUUAAUUUUUAUUUACUAUUUAUUUUAGUUCGGUUGAUUGUUAAUUUUAAGAUGAAACUGUAGUGUUUAUAUAACAAGAGGACAAAUAUGGCACCCAGAAAAAAACAAAACAGUCGUAAGAGAAAAUCUCUGGAUGAAAACAAAAAUGAAAGUGUAACAUUCUCUAAAAACUUAUCCCAAAAAUAUAUUGAAAAUAUUAACGUAACUUUUGAUGAAAUAAAAGAAGCUGAUUAUGUAAAGAAAGUAUAUAACAACAAAAUUGAUAAUAAUUUUGUAGAAGAAUCCAGUGCUGUUUUACAUUCAUGUCAAUUAUGCUGCAAAAUAUUUUCUGUCCAAAAAGAUUAUGAAAACCAUAUGAAAAAUUGUACCAAUAGUAAUUCUGAUAUAUCAAACGUGCGUUUUAUUAGUACUAAUGAAACUACUGAAACUGUUCCUAUUCAAGAUGACAGCACAACUGUAUCUCCCAACAGAAACACUUUCUACCCUUGUCAAAAUUGCAUUAAAGUUUUUCCUAGUGAGAAAACAUGCAAAUCACACAUGAACCAAUGUAUUAAAAAGAAUAACCUGAGAAAUAAAGAAUUAAUAAAUACAAAAACCAAAGAAAGUGAUAAUCCAAGGUGCCAGUCUCCAUAUACAGAAAGUGACAAGUUUAAUGAUGUUUCUGAUACAACAGAAAUCAUUGAAGAACCUAUCACAAAACAACCAAAGUAUGAUAUCUCCAUUUAUGAUUAUGAUGAAGUAGAUUCAGAAGAUGACACUCCUAAGGUAACUAAAGACACCAAGUGUAAAUUUUGCGAUUUUAUAGCUGAAAAUCCAAUGGAGCUUUUAAAACAUAAAAGAAAAUUUCACACAGCAACAAGAUAUAUACUACCAGUACAUGAAAUUCGAAAAUAUUUUGAUUAUCCUGACAGAUCAUUUUGCCCUAUAUGCGAACAGCCAGUGAAAACAAAAAACUUCAGAUCCAUUUUUAUUAGACAUUUACUAGUUCAUGCUCCUGGAUUUACCUUCCAAUGUAGAAUCUGCAAGAAAAGAUUCAGAAGGCAUGACCAUAUGAAGGCCCAUGAAAAAAGGCAUGUACUCACUUAUGCUGAACUUCAAGCUCUUCAAGAGAAUGUGAAUAAUGAUCAACCAACUGAAGAACUCAUUAUAUCUGAAUAAGGAGUCAAGGCAGCGCAUAUUUGAUUAGCUUUCAUGAUUAGUAACACAUUGGAAUGUUUUCCUUCUUGUGUUGUUUAUUAAAAGCGAGUUGACAGU
Molecule: messenger RNA, 1303 nt
Organism: Diabrotica balteata
Lineage: Eukaryota; Metazoa; Arthropoda; Insecta; Coleoptera; Chrysomelidae
Source: the annotation of a GenBank genome assembly